Molecule: messenger RNA, 5649 nt
Organism: Boleophthalmus pectinirostris (great blue-spotted mudskipper)
Lineage: Eukaryota; Metazoa; Chordata; Actinopteri; Gobiiformes; Gobiidae
Gene: dyrk3
Product: dual specificity tyrosine phosphorylation regulated kinase 3
Exons: 6
Coding region: 862-2628 (588 amino acids)
Biological process (GO): cytoplasmic stress granule disassembly; peptidyl-threonine phosphorylation; positive regulation of cell cycle G2/M phase transition
Cellular component (GO): nucleus
Molecular function (GO): protein serine/threonine kinase activity; protein serine/threonine/tyrosine kinase activity; ATP binding
Source: RefSeq, a predicted model, not a curated record
CACCGCCCCUGCGCGCUGCCCCGCUCCGGACUCCCACAUCACCGAAGACGCCCUCAGCAACAACACUCCACAGCGGCGUCGAAUAAGACACUGUCCAGCCACUCACAAGCCAGGAUUAAACCUACACCGAGCCCAUCUGCACCUCUAUCCGCUCAGGUGAACCUUUCCGCGUCGACAGCAACCAGCCAUCCCCGCUUCCCCCGCCAUCCGAACCAUGGGGCUUCCCUCUUGACCGAAGCUAGCCCCGGAGAGGACCGCGAUCUCCCCCUCCUCGCACGCCGAAGGGGGGCACACAUUUUCGGGUUUGCCCAAGCGCUCGAGUCGCUGUUGUUUUCAAAGAUUUACCCGGGGGGAUCUGUACGGGAAUGGUGCUCCGAGCCUACUGCUUGUACAGACAGAGAAAGGCGAGGGGAAACCGGGCGCCGAGUGGUACUACCCAGCGGACUGUGGCUGUUUUUUUGACCGAAGGGAGCGGCUCUUGUCGGGAGGAUUUUUGUGGCUGCUUGAGCUAGCUCCGGAGCGGCUAACCAAGGAGGAGGCGAGAAGCGACCCCCCAAAAUAUCUCAGGGUUUAACCUAAAACAAUCAACACUAACUCAUUUUUACUAGCCGCUACCACUUGGAAACUAUAAGGAAAUCAUUGUUUAACAUUAUUUUACAGAAAUCAUGGACAAUUUAUGAUAAAAUCCGACAAUAAAGCUGAUAAAAACAACGUGAGCUGCGUUCAAGCGAAACUACCUGGACUGUGUUUUGUUCCUAAAUGCUGUUAGCGUGAAUGUAGGCGAAACCUUUAGUGUUUUUUUUUAGUUAUUUUGAAGUUUUUCUCCACGUUGGAUGCUGGCAUCACAAUUUUCUUGCAAUCAUGAUGAUUAUAAGCCGAAAACCAGAGGGUCCAAUUGCAACAGCACGUCACGGUGAUGGUCUCUAUGACUCGUACAUGAGGCCUGAGCACAUCCUGAAGGAGGAGCAGGACCCCAGCAGCCCCUCCGCUCUGCCCCCCAUGCCCAAACACACUGUGGUGAGUAACAAGACUGUGAUGAGGGACCAGGUUUCAAUUCGUGGUGGAGCUCUGAAGGUGAAGUACCUGUACGAGGACAGCACCAACAAUCGCAAAGUCAAUGCCAUCUCCACGGCAACGGCCCAGAAUGGCACCCCCAACAAGACCGCGCCCGCCCCCGCCCUGUCCAAGGAGCACAGCACGGACAGUUCUGAGUCUAACAAAGGCUCCAGCGAGUCGUCCAGUGGUAACGGGAGUAAGUGCAGCCCUCUCACACCGGACCAGGCCCUCAGGCUGUACCGCUCUCAGCUCUCCUCCCUCGAGCACUCGGAGAUCCUCUCCUACGGAGAUGUUUACUUUGUGGGGCCCAACGCCAAGAAGCGCCCCGCAGUGGCUGGAGGCAGCAACAACAGUGGCUACGACGAUGAGCAAGGUGGCUACAUCCAUGUACCCCACGACCAUCUGGCCUACCGCUAUGAGUUUCUCAAGAUCAUUGGGAAGGGCAGUUUUGGGCAGGUGGCCAAAGUCUACGACCACAAGACGCAGCAGCACCUGGCUCUGAAGAUGGUGCGAAACGAGAAGCGUUUCCACCGACAGGCACAGGAAGAGAUACGCAUCCUGGAGCACCUGCGCCGACAGGACCGCAGUGGCUCCAUGAAUGUCGUGCACAUGCUCGAGAACUUCACCUUCAGAAACCACAUCUGCAUGACAUUUGAACUGCUCAGCAUGAACCUUUAUGAGCUCAUCAAGAGGAACAAGUUCCAGGGCUUCAGUUUGCCCCUGGUCCGAAAGUUCGCCCACUCCAUCCUGCAGUGUCUGGAGGCUCUGAGCCGCCACCGCAUCAUCCACUGUGACCUGAAGCCCGAAAACAUCCUUCUGAAACAGCAGGGGCGCAGUGGCAUCAAGGUCAUCGACUUUGGCUCCUCCUGCUUCGAGCACCAGCGCGUCUACACCUACAUCCAGUCUCGGUUCUACCGCGCUCCAGAGGUGAUCCUGGGCUCGCGGUACGGCCUGCCCAUCGACAUGUGGAGCUUCGGCUGUAUCCUGGCAGAGCUGCUGACGGGAUACCCCCUGUUCCCCGGGGAGGAUGAGAGCGACCAGCUGGCCUGCGUCAUGGAGCUGCUGGGAAUGCCUCCUCAGAAGGUCUUGGAACAGGCCAAAAGAGCCAAAAACUUCAUCAACUCCAAAGGCCACCCGCGCUACUGCGGCGCCAACACGCUGCCCACUGGAGCCACGGUGCUCACGGGCUCCCGCUCUAGGAGGGGUAAAAUGAGGGGUCCCCCGGGCUCUAAGGAGUGGAGCACUGCCCUGAAAGGCUGCGAGGACGCCACCUUCACUGACUUCAUAAAGAAGUGUUUGGACUGGGACCCAUCGUCUCGCCUCACGCCCACCCAGGCGCUCAGACACCCCUGGCUGUACCGCAGGCUGCCCAAGCCAAUACCUGCUGACAAAACCCAGGGCCCAACGGUCAAACGGCUGCCCGAGCAGCACAGCACCUCCUUCCCCUCCAUCCUGGCCAAAGGGGGGCCCGGCCUGGGGACCACCGCCACCAGCAAACUGCGCAGCACCAUGAUGGGAGACUCGGGUGACGCUAUCCCACUGCGCACAGUCCUGCCCAAACUGGUCACUUAGAGAGAGAGAGAGACCCUCCUCUUUGCCCACUCCUCUGGAGGAGCCGGGACACUAGCUUUUAAACUGGUUUGGUUCUUGUAUUUUGUACUGCGUGGUGUCGACACCCCAGGUUUUGUUUUUAAUAUUAGUGAGCUCUGAAGACAAUAAACGCUCAUGAGUUUUUUACAGAAGAUUUUGAGAAACUGUGGAAUUUUCUGUAUUGAGCCUUGUUAAGGUUUGAUUUAGAUAAUGCUUUUAAAAUGUUUGUGUGAGUGAGCAAAUGUUUGUACCCGCGUGUUCUCACGAGUGUCACCUCCAUCCUUCAGACUUCACACUUAAAGGGCUACUCACAUCAUCACCACCGUUACCGAGGAAACCUGGUCGGCAUCAUUUUACCACCCUCCUUAUGCUAAUGCCUUCACAGCACUAUCACAACUCCUGCAGUCAUGUAGUUCAACAUCUGUAGCAAUAACUCAUUUAUUUUCCAUCUAACCCAAUCCGUGGUGCUUGCACAGUAGCUCGGUAUGUUACAAGAGGAUGUGUGUGUGCUUUAGCUCAUUGGUGCUAUGUUGACGUCAAGAGUUAGCGGGGGAUAGUUAGCGCUACUCCCUGUUACCGGAGUGUCAAGGCCGACGCGGUUCACAUAGAUGCCAAUAAUUAGUCCAGAAGAAAAAUCUAUAGAGAAGAAGAAAAGAGCUUGCACAUAAGUCAUAAGUGAACCAGGAAAGUUGACCAUGGAAGGUUAAGAUGAACGUUACAUCCGCUGCUUGCAUAAAGGAGCGGAUUAUGAGGAAGAAUUAUGGUGUAAUAUGGCCUGAAGUUUUGUAAUCUUUUAUUAUAUGAGCCAAGUUUUACUGAAUAGGCCAGUGAAAAUAGAUAGGUUUUAAGGUACGCGAGAAAGAUGGCAUUUCUCAGGGAGUAAUACUUGAUACAUCCCUCAAUCCUCGUUUGUUUGACCCUAUUGUUCAACUGGAUUCGCAUUUUUGGGCAAGAUACACAAUCGUUUUUAAAAUAUUUUAACUAGUAGCUGCUAUCUAUUACAAAUUCUGAAUUAAAAAGGUGGUUUUGAUGACUAGGAAGAAAUUAGCAUCGUCAUGGUCAGGGCCUAGCUAGGUAAUGUUACCAACAGGUUCAGUAAUUAACGGAUUUGUGCUAAUUAGUGCUAUCUAGGCUAAAUGCUAAGUCACUGAAGUCUUGGUCAUUCAGACAUUCGAUAUCCCUAUGCUAGCUAGGCCUCACUAUUCAAAUUAUUGAUUUAAUAUUAUUGAAACGGUAAAAAUAACGUCAACAUGCUGCGAAAUUACAACCACGUGUAAUGUUUUUGCGAGGGUAGACAGCAUUAGCAUACCACUGGGCUAGUUAUUCUGGUUGUUUAGCUAGUUAGCACAAUAAUAUACCUCAACUCUCAAUAUAAUAAGCUAACCUUUGCUAUUAAACAGGCUUUUCGCAACCAACCAAUGUACAUGCGAGUGUUGUCAGUGGAUACGUAGCAAACAUUACCCAGUGGUUCGCUAAAUGGCAGUAAUUAGUGGAUAUAAUUUAAACUUGAGGUUAAGCUACAUGCUAAAAUGCUCAAAUUUUAUCAAGCGUAUUUGACAAAAGCUUAGGGUGACCAGAUUUUCAAAAUAAAAAACUGAGACACGCCUGGUUUAUGAUAGCUGGUAUUAAUAAUAAUAAUAAUAAUAAUAAUGCAUAAUUUUUAUAUAGUGCUUUUUUGGACACUCAGUGACGCUUUACAGAGCAUUAUUCAUUAACUACACACCCGGUGGUGGUAAUUUUAUAAUUUUUUUUAAUGAAAUGAGUGCGUAAUUAAGGAAAAUCAUUCUGCACUCGGCCCAUUUGGACGAACGUGUCAGUAUAGUCACAUUUUCUUCAUGUUUUGGCCUCUCUUUACUAUUGACAGGCAUCAAAUUAGUCAAAAAUUGGGACAACUGGGACAAAUCAGUGGUUUUGGAUAAAUCUGCUGAGACAGGGGACUCAAAACUGGGACCGUCCCGGGUAAAUAGGAACGUCUGGUCACCCUACAAAAGCUGAUUAAAAGAUCUUUGUCACACCAACCAGUCAUUUUGCCACCUGUGUAAUCGAAUUUCUUGCCCUCAAAAUGCACAUUCAGUUUUUUGUUUUGAUGACUUAUCGAAGGGUCUCUAGCUUCGCUCCACUCGUCCCUGCCCUCGAUCAUGCAUGCCAGUGUCCCUCACCCGAGAGAGCUGGAGAGAGGAAGAGGAAGAGAGAGCGCAGUUUAUGAGGGGGCUCGAUGUGACCUAGAUUCCUCCCCCCUCGUCUCUCUCUCUCUUUCUCUUCCCCCUCUCCACUGUCUCUGCCUCAUGUAGGGCAGAAUCCUCACUAGAAACUAUGGUGCUCAUGUAUUGAUGCACACACAGACACUAGCUAAAAACACGACUUUCUGGUAGGGCCGGGCGGCACGGCGAUAAAAUUCAAAUCGUGAUAUCUGAUCCCUGUGAUGACAUGCUGUUUUUGUGAUUUUUUUUUCAUAUAUUAGAUGGGAUCAGAAUGAAAAUGUAGCUUUUGCUGAAACCCAUGAUUCUAUGCUUUUCUGUUUAAUGCAAUUUUCCCCAACCCACUCCUCCUAUUGGUCAGCCUCUGUCUAACUCUUGAGUGACAGGUGGACGUAGCCAAUCACAGUGACGUUUGAUCUCUGAAAUCGUGAUAGAGGCUCCAAGAAAUUAAUUAGCGAUUUGAAUUUUCUGCUUUGUCGCCCAGCCCUGUGUUCAGGUGCAUGUUGAACGGACCACCACUGAAAAAACACAACCCUAAACUCUAAAGUCAGGGAUUUGUACUUCACUUCACCACUUUUGUACGACAGUUUCUAUUUCAGUUCGAAUGUGAGAAGCAGAGGAUGUGGAGGAGAGCGUCCGCGUCAUGUCGAUUCUAAAGCCGUGUGCAGUUGUAAAGGGGUGUUUGGUGUUCAGCAUGAAUCCAAUCUUUUAUCAGACCGAGUGACUAUGAAGAGAAACUGUACAGUAACCAAAUGAAAUUGUAAUAGUUUCUUUUUCUAAAGAAAAUAAAAUACUUAUUAAGUGA